Molecule: messenger RNA, 486 nt
Organism: Talaromyces rugulosus
Lineage: Eukaryota; Fungi; Ascomycota; Eurotiomycetes; Eurotiales; Trichocomaceae
Exons: 1
Coding region: 1-486 (161 amino acids)
Source: RefSeq, a predicted model, not a curated record
AUGGCAGUCCCAAUUCACAUUACUGGCCUCUCCGACCGCGAAGCCUGCAUCGACACAUUCCUCCGCUUCACGCAAGGCUUAGACGAAUGCAACAAACAACUAAUUGCAUCCUCAUGGACCGAGGACGCCGUACUCGACCUAACGCCCAUGCGAAAAAUCGGUCUUUCAUCCGGUGUCACCUCUACACGCGAUGCCAUUGUUUCGCAAACCCUCAACGGUGUGGGAUCCAUGGACUCACACCAUCUUGUUAGUAACUGGAGAGUGCAUAUACUGCAAGGCGAUACGGCUUACAUGACCGGUGUGGGUUUGGCACAGCAUUAUCCGCCCACACUCGGUCCUCGGCCGGAGGUGGACAAUCGAUUGCUCAUGGCCAAUCGGUACAAUGUUGAAUUACGUAGGGCGGAAGACGGCCUUUGGAGGAUGUCGAGGUUGACUAUCACAAACAGUUGGACUGAGGGGAAUCUGGCGGUUAUGACGAACCAUUGA